GCUUACGACGAAAGAACCGCACGCAUCGAACAGCGUAUCAUCACACUCAAAGUGUAACACCGUGUGUUUUUCGUUGCGUGUGAUAUCUUCAGUCACAACAACAAUUCGCAGUUUGACUUCUACCUGGUAACCUGCUGUGGGAUAAAGCAACGCUCAUCACGAUGGCGUCGUAUCAGAUAGCGAAUCUGUUGGAGAAGAUGACGUCCAACGAUAAGGACUUUCGCUUCAUGGCCACCAACGAUCUGAUGACGGAGCUACAGAAGGACAGCAUCAAGUUGGACGAUGAGUCGGAGAAGAAAGUCGUUCGAAUGGUGCUGCGUUUGCUGGAGGACAAGAACGGUGAAGUGCAGAAUCUUGCCGUCAAAUGUCUUGGCCCACUGGUAAACAAAGUAAAGGAAAAUCAGGUGGAAACAAUAGUGGAUCUGCUGUGCGCCAACAUGGUGUCCAACAAUGAACAGUUGCGCGAUAUUUCCAGCAUAGGGCUGAAAACGGUCAUAUCGGAGCUGCCCCAAUCGUCCAAUUCGCUCGUGCCGAACGUUUGCCAGCGUAUCACCGGCAAGUUAAGUGUGGCGAUCGAAAAGGAAGAUGUGUCGGUGCAACUGGAAGCACUGGACAUAUUGUCAGAUCUGUUGUCACGCUUCGGCGACCUGCUUGUACCGUUUCACGAACUCAUUCUGAAGGCGUUGGUACCGCAGCUCGGUUCUGCUCGGCAAGCCGUUCGCAAGCGUACGAUAGUGGCCCUCUCGCACCUGUUGACCACCUGCAACAACAACGCAUACAACAAGGUGAUCGAACAUUUGCUCGAUGGUUUGGAGAAACCGCAGAAUCCGGGCACCAUCCGAACGUACAUUCAGUGUCUGGCGGCGAUUUGCCGGCAGGCCGGACAUCGGUUGUGCAACCACAUUGAGCGCGUGAUGUUCCUGCUUAAUCAGUACAGCUUGCGGGAUGACGAUGAGUUGCGCGAGUUCUGUCUACAGGCAUGUGAAGCAUUCGUGCAGCGUUGUCCGGAAGCAAUCAUACCACAUAUACCAACGAUCGUCGAUCUUUGCCUCAAGUACAUCACGUAUGAUCCAAACUACAAUUACGAGGCGGAUGAUGGUGACGGUGGUACUUCGAUGGAGAUGGAGGACGAUGAAGAAAUCGAUAGUGAAGAGUACAGCGAUGACGACGAUAUGAGCUGGAAGGUACGUCGUUCGGCUGCAAAAUGUUUGGAGUCGGUCAUCUCGACUAGACAUGAGCUGUUGGAAGAGUUCUACAAAACCCUUUCCCCGGCGCUUAUCGCACGCUUCAAAGAGCGCGAAGAAAACGUGAAGUCAGACAUAUUCCACGCGUAUAUUGCCCUGCUCAAAUCAACCCGACCCAUGGGUGAUGAUAUUGGGCAUGAUCCCGAUUCGAUGGAGCAGAUCCCUGGCCCGAUCAGUAUGCUAACGGAUCAGGUCCCUACGAUAGUGAAAGCGGUACAACCGUUAAUGCGCGAAAAAUCGGUCAAAACUCGUCAGGAUUGUUUUCUUCUGUUGCGCGAACUGUUGAACGCUUUGCCAGGAGCGCUUUCCAACCAUAUCGAUCAGCUAAUGAACGGCAUACAUUACUCGCUAAAUGACAAAAAUUCGACCUCGAACAUGAAGAUUGAUGCGCUUGGUUUUGUGUAUUGCAUGCUGGUUGGGCACAAUCCGCAGGUGUUCCACGCCCACAUACAACUGCUCGUGCCGCUUGUGGUAAAUGCCGUGUUCGAUCCGUUCUACAAAAUCGCUACCGAAGCAUUGCUCGUACUGCAGCAGCUCGUGAAGGUUAUAAGGCCGCUCGAUAUGCAGACAUCGUUCGACUUCACGCCGUACGUUAGCCAGCUGUACACGAGCACACUGCAGAAGCUCCGUUCACCGGAGGUUGAUCAGGAGGUGAAAGAGCGGGCCAUUGCCUGCAUGGGUCAGAUCAUUGCCAACAUGGGCGAUGUGCUGCAACCGGAGUUGGUCACCUGUUUGCCACUUUUCAUGGAGCGUCUGCGGAAUGAAGUGACUCGGCUGAGCUCGGUUAAAGCACUCACCAUGAUUGCUGCCUCGCCGUUGCGCGUAAACCUCAGCCCAAUCAUAGCGGAAGUGAUACCGGUGUUAGGAUCGUUCCUGCGCAAAAACCAACGAGCGCUCAAACUCAAUUCGCUCACGCUGCUAGACACGCUGGUGACGCAUUACAGCCAAUUCCUGGAUCCAUUGUUACUGCGCAGUGCCGUGGCAGAGGUACCACCACUGCUGAGCGAAUCGGAUCUGCACGUUGCGCAGCUGUCGCUCGUGUUGCUCACUUCCGUCGCCCGGCAGCAACCGGAGGCUCUAGUAGGUGUUCACGAGCAGAUUCUGCAGGAAGUAAUGACACUUGUACGAUCACCGCUACUGCAAGGAACCGCGCUGAACUGCACGUUGAAGCUGUUCCAGGCAUUGGUGCAAGCGCAGCUGCCGGGACUGAGCUACCGUCAUCUGCUUGCGAUGCUGAUGAACCCAGUGUACAAUCAGCAACAGCACGGAGGCAGUCCACUGCACAAGCAAGCGUACCAUUCGCUGGCAAAGUGCAUUGCCGCACUGACGCUGCAGGUUCCAAACGAGGCGUUAACGGUGGCAGGAGAGUUUUUGCGCGAGAUUCAAAACCGUCGCAAUGAUUCGCAUCUCAUGUUCUACCUGCUAACAAUCGGAGAAAUUGGACGACAUUUUAAUUUGCACACCAUUGAUACGCUUGCUCAGACGAUCUUGAACUGCUUCUCGGCUUCGUCAGAGGACGUAAAGGGUGCAGCGAGUCACGCGCUCGGAGCGAUCGCGGUCGGUAAUCUCAACCACUAUCUGCCCUUCAUACUGAACGAAAUCGAGGCACAACCGAAACGCCAAUACCUUCUGCUACAUUCGCUGAAGGAAGUCAUUUCAUCGCUGUCAACCAGUAAGGCCGGUCUCGAGCAGCUAUUGCCGUCAGUUCCAUCGAUUUGGACGCAGCUGUUCAAGCACUGCGAAUGCUCGGAGGAAGGCUCAAGAAACGUGGUGGCCGAAUGCUUAGGAAAACUCGUUCUGGUUAACCCGGAAGAACUGCUGCCACGGCUACAGAUGGCACUGCGAAGUGAAAGUGCCCUCAUGCGUACCGCCGUUGUAUCCGCGAUUAAGUUUACCAUCUCGGAUCAACCGCAACCGAUCGAUCCACUACUGAGGCAAUGUAUUGGUCAGUUUUUGUUUGCCCUGCAAGACCCGGAACCGUCGGUACGACGCGUAGCUCUGGUCGCAUUCAACUCGGCUGUUCACAAUAAGCCCAGUUUGGUGCGCGACCUACUGCCCGAGCUAUUGCCCCAACUGUACUCUGAGACGAAGGUGAAGAAGGAACUGAUCCGUGAGGUAGAAAUGGGCCCGUUCAAGCAUACCGUUGACGAUGGGCUAGACAUUCGGAAAGCGGCCUUCGAAUGUAUGUACACGCUGCUUGAGCAAGGACUGGAUCGUGUGGACAUUAUGCAAUUCCUCGAGCACGUUCAAGCGGGUUUGCGCGAUCAUUAUGAUAUUAAGAUGCUCACGUAUCUCAUGACUGCCAGGCUGGCCGCACUCUGUCCGAAUGCUGUGCUUCAAAAACUCGAUCAAUUUGUAGAACCACUUAGAGCUACCUGUACGCUAAAAGUGAAGGCUAACUCGGUGAAGCAGGAGUACGAAAAGCAGGAUGAAUUGAAACGAUCUGCGCUACGCGCAGUUGCAGCUCUGCUACAAAUUCCCAAGGCUGAUAAAAAUAUAUACCUGGCGGAGUUUUUAAUUCUGAUCCGCAGCUCAUCCGAGCUACAGCCUCUGCUGGAAUCGGUCCAAAAAGACUCGUCCGGACAGACUAACAACAAUAUCGAUGGUCGUGAUUCCUCGAUGGAUCAGAGCUAGGUGGAAAGGACAAAGAAACGCAAGGUGGAUGGUGAACAUAAGUAGUCAGGAUCAAGUGUAACUCACCCUGUUUGCAGCUGCACGUUGGUCGAUUAUCGUUUAUUAUCCUGUUUCCUUUCCUUUACCCAUUCGCCAUGCUUCUGGAAUUAUUUUUAGACGAUCCCAGACCCGGAUCCUCUAUAAAUUUGUAAUACAAAACACGAUCAUUUAACAACAUAUUAGGUGCUUGCAUUAAUUUUGGUCAUUUUUCCGUCAACUAUAGGGCUGUGCUCAUUGGUCUAAACCUUGGGUCUUCAAACUUUUCAGUCCACGGGCCGCAUUGGUUGAACCUACCGUAGUUGGGUUCCAUUUACACAGAGGUGGAGGCUCUCGACGGCCCGCGGGCCGCAGUUUGAAGACCCUUAGUCUAAACAAUUUGCGCUCGUUUGACGGGCGCUACAUCUCAACGUUUUGUUAACCGUAAAGUAAAGUUACAGUCUCAAUUGCGUGGUUGUUUCAUUGACUCCACGUUUUAUAAGAAGUUCUCUGUAAGUUUGUUCAGGGUGCGUGGUUGAUUCACGUCCUAUAUUCCUGCUUUUAUUUAUCGUUGACUUUGCCAUGUUGUCUUUGGAGUCAUACAUAUCUUUCUCCAAUCGGCAUAACCAAUCAAGAAAUGGUGGAACUCCAUGAACAUUCAUUUGCCAUGAUCAUCCGGUGAUUGAAGGAGAAAUCCGGUUUUUUGGUUCGGAGAAAAUUAUUUUCUGUUACACCCGAACGAGAUUUGUACUAGCAAACGGGAUAACGGUUAGAUUAAGUGUCGCACAGAUGCUCUAUAUGCGUAAUGUCCCUACAAUCAUUGUAGACAUGCACAACUGAAUAUUAGAACAAGAACUGUAACAAAAUCACUGAUCAACAUUAAUGCAGCGCCCUAAUAUAUACAGCAAAGUAAAACGAUAUAGAGGAUAAGGUUCAUAAAAUAAGCAACCGUGCCAACCGGCACACGCAUACGCAGUCGUACAGGAAAAGAGAUGCUUGAGACGUUUAAAAUACGCUGGAUUUGGUUUUUUGAUUGUACCGUUUCAAUAGUGAGGCUUAUGAUUUGAAGGAUCCGGAUGGGGUCGGAUAAGAAAGAAUGAACGAGGGCAAAACUUUUUCAAACCGAUACAGCUGCAUACGUUAUAUUUUGUUGCUUCCAAAUCGUUUUUCAUAUUUUUUCUUAUGUCAAAUGGCAAAAGAUAUACGUACGCGUCUGUGUGCGCUAUUAAACAUGUUUCGGAAUAUCCGAAACAGAACGAACUGUAACAUUACAUUGAUUGAUCGUCUGUCCCAAAUCCCGCCUUUGUUCUGGUGGUAGUGUUUUGGCAUAGUCCAACACAACCGGAACCCCGAACGUUAUCGGUUGAUACUGGAGCAGAUUACUUGCAAGAAGAAUUAAAAUGAAUAACAUGAUCGCAACACUAUGAAUAAAUAAGCAAAAUUAAUU
Anopheles moucheti is the source of this 5340-nucleotide messenger RNA. It is a transcript of the gene Cand1, whose product is annotated as cullin-associated NEDD8-dissociated protein 1. The record is from RefSeq and is a predicted model, not a curated record. Gene Ontology annotation, cellular component: nucleus. Gene Ontology annotation, biological process: SCF complex assembly; protein ubiquitination. The coding region runs from base 162 to 3878 and encodes 1238 amino acids. The transcript has 8 exons. NCBI's taxonomy places the organism in Eukaryota, Metazoa, Arthropoda, Insecta, Diptera, Culicidae.